GGUAUCACGUGCUGCCGCACACAAGAACACAGAAAGGAAGCACUCGAGGCAGCGCCGUAACCAUCGAGCCCUUCUUUCUCUUACGUUGCGGCAAUCGAGCCGGACCAGUGUACAGCACCCUUUUUUUUUUCAGAAGUCCGAGGAACAUUCAUAGAAGGUAAAGACAUUUUUUAUCGAUAGAAAGAGAGAGGGAAAGAUAUUGGCCAAGUGCAUGUCGUCUGCAUCCCGGCAUCACGACGACGGCGACGAGGCAGCGCCACCGCGGCGUCCAUGGCUGCCACGUCCGCCGGGGCUUUCGACCAGCACCAGCAGCACCUCCGCAGCAGCACCGUUAACGGACCUCCUUGAUACGAUGCCGAUGGGCGGGGUCGACACGUCCGCACCGCACCACCUCGACGGUGGACUGUGCGACACGCAGGAAACGCAGGAGCUGCUCGACAACUUCUUUGCGCUCUACGCGUCACCCGAUCAGGGCAGUGCGUCCGCGCCUUGCGCCGCCCGCCCGCAGCACCGACAGCGUCUGCCGCCCUUGGAUGCGGAAGGUGAAGUGGCGGAGGAACAAAGUCCACGCCGCGGUGACGAGGCAAAGAACACGCCCUCCGAACACGACGGUGAGGACGAGGACGAGGAGGGGCCGGUGGGGCGCACGGACGGCCACCACGCGCAGCAGUCGCAGUACGUCCCGGUCGAAGAGGAGGACGAGGAGGAGGACAGCAAUGACGUUGACAAGGAGGACACGGUGAUGCCGCCGUCACGUCCGUCGUUGGCCAACGGCUUGAGCGCCGCAGCGGAGCUCGACGGCGCCGCCAACUCACGAAGUCCUCCUCCGCCGACAUCAUCCACAACGCUGUCUGCCUCUUCUCUUGAACAGCAAUGCAAACCUGCUGAAAGUGUGUUCUGGCCUUUUGCUCACCCCCCGCCCUCCACCGCGCUGCCCCUGGACACCCAAACCCGCGCAGCCUUCCACACCAGGCGGUACGGCGCCUUCAUCAAGGCCUACCUCGGCCUGUCCGACGAGGAGGUGCGGCAGGCAGAGCGGCGCGGGCGUGGCAUCUGCAUGAUCGGUGUGCGCCGGGUGGCGCGGCACGGGAAGGCCAGUGCGGCAUCGCCCAUCAGCUAUUCUUUCGCCAGUCCCCGACUCAUGCCCACGUGCAACGGCGCUGCCGGCGACUUCCCGGCUCACCCGUUCCGCUGUGUGCGGCCCAGCAACGCCGACCCGGUGCGCACGCAGCGUGUCUUUCUUCGCCACUCCGUUCUGGCGGUGGAAGGCGAUGCAGUGUUCUGUCAGCUCAUCGACCGCGCCGAGACGCUUUACGCGGUGGAGCAGCAACGGAUGGAGGACGCGGCGGCCGCGGUGGCCGGUGCCGCCCUCCACCGCAAGGACGACGACAAAGACGACAGCGGCGAUUUCAGCACGGAGGGUGGCACCAACACAAAGGCCAAAAGCGAAGGACAGCCUGCCAAGGAUCUCCACGGCAGGCCAACGACCGCGCCGGGGAUGUAUCCGCAGUUUCGCCGGCUGCCGCGAGUCACGGAGCCCUACCUGCGUCCGAACGCGCGCUGCAUUGCGCUGCACUACGGGCUGCCCGACCACCACAACUCCCUCCCUUCCUCCUCAGCCAGCAACACGAACGCAGCGGCUUCACCGCGGCGGGGAGCUGAAGGGGCGGGGCAGACGGAGGCGUCGGCGACCACGUCUACUACUACUGCUACGACGACUGAUAGUUCAGAGGAAACGUGUUUCCCCCGUGCGACUCUCAUCGCGGUGGUCAGCACCACCCGCCUCGAGGAGAACGGGGAGAUCUACAUCUCCAUGGACUCCUACUACCGCUGCCUAGACGAGAUUGAAUGGUACCGACGCUGCUACCGCCACUUGAAUGAACGCUACGGAUGCAGGGCGUCUCUGGAGCUGUCACGGUGCAACACACCUACCUCCUGCUGCCCCACAACGGCCCCGAGUACGGAGCUGCACGUCGCAAAUUCAAGCCACAGUGCUCACACCUCCACAGCGGGCACGGGCGACGUGUACACGGGUGUGAAGCACUUUCCUGCCUGGCCGGCCGAGCUCGCGUUCUACCACGGCGUAGGCAAGCGUCACGCCAGCCGCGUCGCGGAAGGUGCGUUUCCCUUCACCCUGGUCGAACUCGGUGCCGCGCCGGAGCUGGGGGACGGCCAGAAAGGCGUGGUGGCCUCGUCGUGGAUUCCGUAUGGGACGUGUCUGCUGUACUGCGGACCCGCCGUCGCCACGCGCAAGGUAGAGAAAGUGGUGACGUCGCGCGUGUUCCACGGCAGCGCCGCGUCACCCAACCCGGCAAGAGCUGCAGGCGACGGCGGCGGUGUCAAGGCGGUGGUCGGUGCUGCCGCGGCUGAGGGGCUCGACGAGGACGCAGAGGAGGACCUGUCCUUUGUGACGGACGACACGUACGCGCUGGGCCUCGGCAGACACGGCGUGUGCUUCGGCCAGGGUCUCACCCGCUACAUCAACCACCGCUACAACACCUCGCGGUUUGGCAAUGUCGAGCUCUGCUCCGUCAUGCUGUCGGUGCCCAGCGAAUUCAGCACGGAGGGAGGCGGUGGCAGCGGUGCUCAGAAAAGUCCCCCGUCGGACGGCGCCGCCAUCCUCCCCUCUGAUCCGACCCUGACGGAGGAGGAGAACACUCGACUUCGAUUCACGGUGCGGAAGCAGCACGGGCGCAACAGCGGUGGUGGAAACGCGCGCUCGGCGGAUGUCUCCGCGACAGCAGCAGCCGCAGCUGCACCGCCCCGCGGUAAACGCAAGCAGGCCCCGCUCCGCCGUGCGCAGCGCUUCUUUCUGGAAGAGAAGAGCUUCUUCGUGACGGUGCCGUUUUUUCUGGUGACGACGGACAUCCCGCCCGGGGCGUCGCUGCUGGCGUGGACCUACGGCGAGGACUACGACGCGAAGUUGGAGCGACAGGCCGUGGCGGAGGGCCACAUCGUCCCCUACGCCGACGCCGCCGUCCUAAACCGCCGUCUCACGACGCCGUCGCCUGGUCGAAGCCUGCAGCGCUACGGCGGCGAUUACCGCUUUGCCGUGGGAGCGGGGGACGUCGUGUGGCGUCGACGCCCGCUGCUGCCGUCGUCAUCGUCGUCUGUUCUGUCCUCUGCCUUCUGCGCCGGCGGUGCGGCGUGGCUGGUCCCGCCGCCGGAGGACGACUUAUUUGUCAUUGUGCAGACACAGCGUGGCAGCGUUGAGCAGGUGCUGCUGCAGCCCCUCGUCCGUGUCGAGCUGACCGAUGCAGCGCUGGACGGCCUGUUGCGGGAGCAGCACCUGCUCGACUACGUCUCCCCGCACGUCUCCUCCAGCGCGGCGGACGGGAGGCGUCAGCCGCAUCGAGAGGCCGGAAGAGGCGGACCGCGAGGAAGGGCGGCGGCGGGAGGGAGAAAAGGCUAUCGGCGCGUCGCACCGGCCUGGUCGCAGCACUGGGCGGUUUUCGAGUUGCCCGACAGCGCCAUCGCGGGUACGUCGGCGACGCUGUCGCUGGCACGCGCCGAGGACGCGCUGCGGCGGUGCUGCGUGGCCACCGUGGAGAGCGUGGGGCUGCUGCAGCCGGAUAUCGACUACAGCGUGGUGCAUUCGAAGCGGCCGGAGAGCGGCGGGAGCGGCGGGCGGGGGCGUCCGGGCCAGAAGGGCGGCGGACGGCGAGCGCGUUUGGUGUUGGACACGCCGCGUCAAAUUGUCGUCAACUUAGACGAUUUACACCACGCGACCCACCUCGUGCGAGCGUCGGCGGAGAGGGCAACGGCGGUGCCGGUGCUGCUGAACGGACUUUUGUGGCCGCUGUUCAGCGCCCACGUGGAGCGCAGCAGCGGCAGCGGUGGCGGCGGCGGGCCCGUUGGCUCGAACGGAGGGGGUGGUACGAUUCCUGUAAGGUGA
Leptomonas pyrrhocoris is the source of this 3895-nucleotide messenger RNA. RefSeq lists its product as hypothetical. The transcript has a single exon. NCBI's taxonomy places the organism in Eukaryota, Euglenozoa, Kinetoplastea, Trypanosomatida, Trypanosomatidae. Bases 212 to 3895 code for a protein of 1227 amino acids. The record is from RefSeq and is a predicted model, not a curated record.